AGGGUUUCGCCAUUUUCUCAGUGUGUCGGUUGUUCGAGUAGCGUAUCUUUUGCCGACGAAACUGUCGUGAAAAUCGUUACUUCGUGUGUUGUUGGACACGUUCACCACGUGGGUUGACGAGAGUUGUUGACUGCUCGUCGCCGACGUUGCAACGUCCAUCGCGAUAACAUGAAUCAGUCGAGGAAUUUCACAUCGUUGCUGAAUCCAAGUUAUCUGCAAAAUGCUCAGCAGAAUCCGGCGAGCGCGAAUGCAGCGGCAGCAGCCUCGGCCGCAGCGGCCGCCGCGGUUAGUGCCGCGAUCGCGAACGGCAGCCCGCAGCCGAAUGCUAACGUGAAUGCGAGUUCCGCAACACAGAAUCGCAAACGAGAAACAGAGGAGGAUGGUAAACAAGAUAAAGAAACAAAAGAGGAACGUAAGAAGAGGAGAAAAACUAGAUGGGGAGGUAGCGAACAUGACAAAACAUUUAUACCAGGGAUGCCUACAGUACUACCGACAAAUCUGACUCCUGAACAGGAGAAGGCUUAUCUCUUUCAGCUGCAGAUUGAGGAAAUCAGCAGGAAGCUACGCACUGGAGACCUUGGAAUUCCGCUUAACCCUGAGGAAAGAUCUCCAUCUCCAGAGCCAAUCUACAGUAGUGAUGGUAAACGGUUAAACACAAGGGAGUAUCGUACAAGACGUAAAUUGGAGGAAGAACGACACAAUCUGAUCCAGAAGAUUCUCAAGAUUAAUCCAGAUUUUAAACCACCGCCAGAUUAUAAACCACCAAUAAUACGAGUGCAUGACAAAGUGAUGAUCCCUCAGGAAGAGCAUCCCGAUAUAAAUUUCGUGGGUUUACUUAUUGGACCACGGGGGAAUACUCUAAAAUCCAUGGAAAAAGAGACAGGUGCAAAAAUAAUAAUUCGUGGAAAGGGUUCUGUGAAAGAGGGUAAAGUUGGUAGAAAAGAUGGUCAACCCUUACCAGGUGAGGAUGAACCUUUGCAUGCGUACAUCACAGCGAACAAUUUAGAUGCCGUGAAAAAAGCUGUGGAACGGAUACAUGAAAUUAUUCGGCAAGGUGUGGAAGUACCAGAAGGCCAAAAUGAUUUGCGACGUAACCAAUUACGUGAGCUAGCCUUAUUAAAUGGAACUCUACGCGAAAAUGACGGUCCACGUUGUACCAAUUGCGGAGCCUCGGAUCACAAAUCUUGGCUGUGUCCAGAUAAACCGAAUGUGACGAACAAUAUAGUGUGUUCGAGUUGCGGUGGUGCGGGACACAUUGCUCGGGAUUGUAGGUCAAAAAGACCUGGUCAGGGAGGCCCAGCGGCCGCUGGAAUGGGAGGUAUGGGUGGUCCUGGUGGUGAUAAAGCAAAAAUCGAUGAAGAGUAUAUGUCGCUCAUGGCAGAGUUAGGAGAGGGACCACCACCAGACAGAUCGAAAUCUGGACAACCCAGACAGAAUCCGAAUCCCAAUUAUCCUGGGCUUUUUGAUAGGCAACAACCACCUCGUGCAUUGAUGGCAGCCCCAGCACAUCCACCGCCUCAAAUGAUGCAGGGUGGGCCGAUGAUGCCGCCACCGGGAAUGGCACCACCGCCGUGGAGUCAGGGUGACAAUAUGAAUAAUAUGAACAUGCAGUGGCAACCACCGGUUAGUAUGCCACCACCGCCAGGCGUGAUGCAGCCGCCACCGCCACCGCCUGGUUCUAACGCCGCACAACCCAACAUUCCUCCAUUGAUGCCGUGGAUGGCUGGCAACAAUCAGCCACCGCCACCAGGGCAGAUGCCACCCACGCAGAUUCCGCCGCCUGGUAUGGGCAUACCACCGUGGCAACAGGGUCAGCAAGGUCCUAUGCGGCCGCCACCACCGGGAACAGCGCCGCCACCAGGAUUCCCAGGCUGGCAGCAUCAGCAGAUGGGAGGUUGGCCCCCCGCUGCUCCGGUACCGCCUCCGCCACAGCAACAGGCUCCUGCGCCACCGGGUAUAGACCUGAAUACUUUACCAACUUUGCUCGCGCAGCCACCACCUCCGCCUCCGCCCACCAGUUAGUCUUAAACGUUCUAGCGAACCUUUCUGUGAAAUAUAAGGACGAAAUUAACAGAAAUAAACCAUUCAUGCGAUAGGUUUUA
This is a messenger RNA of Dinoponera quadriceps, 2102 nucleotides long. It is a transcript of the gene SF1, whose product is annotated as splicing factor 1-like. Gene Ontology annotation, cellular component: nucleus. The transcript is spliced from 9 exons. Gene Ontology annotation, biological process: regulation of mRNA splicing, via spliceosome. The coding region runs from base 169 to 2022 and encodes 617 amino acids. NCBI's taxonomy places the organism in Eukaryota, Metazoa, Arthropoda, Insecta, Hymenoptera, Formicidae. Gene Ontology annotation, molecular function: mRNA binding; zinc ion binding. The record is from RefSeq and is a predicted model, not a curated record.